UUAGAGCAAGCGAGACGCGACAUUUUGAUACGGAACUUUUCCGAGUAUUGAUUGCCAUGCCAGUUAGAAGUACAUAUUUAUUGCCUACGAUAGAAGUAUAACACUUGAUAUAUACUAGUUAACAUGUAUUUUUGCCAGACUGAUUGUACCUGUGUUUAGUUAGAUGCAUACGUAGGCAGUUAUAUUUGUGAUUGAUUUUCAGUAAGUGCCCAGUUUCAUUGUGCAGACGCGUAGUGCGACUGAAAGUGGCGGCGAUGGCGAUGCCUGAGCAGUUUUCACUACGUUGGAACGAUUUCCACUCAAAUUUGUCCCAGUCAUUUCAAGCAUUACUGGAAGGUGAAGAUCUCGUAGAUGUGACGUUGGCGGCUGGUGGUCAAUACGUACAUGCUCACAAACUCAUUCUGUCUGUUUGUAGCCCAUACUUCAAGGAGCUGUUUAAGAUGAACCCCUGUGAACACCCCAUAGUAAUCCUCAAAGAUGUAGCUCAUCAUGAACUAAGGCAGCUUCUGCAAUUCAUGUAUCGUGGUGAAGUACAUGUUCGACAGCAAGAGUUAUCUGGCUUCUUACACACCGCUGAGCUAUUGCAAGUCAAAGGGCUUACUGGUGGUAGGGAGAAAAGCGAGUCACCUCCACCGGUAGCAGAAGAAGAUUCAUCUAGUACACAACCAUCAGUACCUGAACCAGUAAGUGACAGUCUGCCAGAAUGGGUUCCACCAGGAGAAGAGAUAACUGCUGAAGCCGCAUUGGAGACAGUUGGACCAGUAGUGCCAAAGGAAGAGGCAGCACGAAGUCCAUUGAAGCGACUAUUAAAAAACACAACAAACAAGAACAGCUUUAACAUUAAUAAGAAGAAACCUCGGCCAGUAAAUGACAUCCCCGCGCAUGCUGAAAAUACAGAAUAUGCUUCAGAUGGUGAACCCAUGAUCGACUUUGACAAUGACAUUUUUCACAACUUGGUGCUGCCAGAUUCAGGAAAAGAGGCCGGAUGGAACUGCAAAACGGGCGGGGUUAAAUGUCCAUCUUGCCACCGAUUUUUCGCGAAUCGAUACAACCUAAAAGUACACAUACGAGAUAAACACGACACCAGGGAAGGGACAUUACAAUGCGAUAUAUGUCAGAAGCGUAUGAGAAAUCCUUCCUGUCUCCGAGUUCACAUGUACCACCACCGUAAACAAGCAGCUUAUCUGGCCCAACUGAGUGCUCAAGGAGAUCAAAUGCGACACGUGGUUCAGAAUAUGGUCGAGAACAAAUGGCGUACUGAAGCAAAAGCUGAGUUCAGGGAAACCGAAAAUUUCCCGGCGUCAGCGCCGGCCGGGGAGGCAAACAACCUGCAGCCGGCUCAGCAGGACGUGAAAUUCGCCCCCGAUGCUAUCCUGCCGAAGACGGAGGCCAACCACGAGACAGUAUGAUUAGCAACCAACUCUACGAUCGAUUACGAUUUCGUAGACCCGCUAACCUUGGCUGACAUAUUCACUCAACAAUAUGGCUGGAAUUCGCUCAUUUUCGGAUAUGUUGGUAAUUCCAAAUCCAAGAAGUAAAUACCAUUCGAUUAUUAUAUUUUUCGCUAAAUACAAUUUAUUACGCAUCAUAUCGUAUCGAUUUUCAUGAAUCGAUAUCGUUGUAUUUCCUUCAUAUCAUGUUGUUUUAAAAUUUUCGAUUAAUCGAAUUGUCUGUCAUAUCGAUUUAAAUUUUUACACGUUGAGUUUUUUUUAUAUGAUAACGAAUCAAAUGUCAUGUCGAUUUUAUUACGUCGAUGUGUUAAUAUCUGAAAUAACCUUUUAUAAGAAUUUAAUCGUAACUCGACUUUCAUAUUAAUAUUUAUAUAAUUAGCUAUGAGUAGCUAUAUAUAUAAAACAAUAUGCAUAAUCUUAUAACAUAAUAUUAAUCAUUUAGCGUAAGUUUUAUCUAUAUUUAGUCUUAUAUAUUCAUGCUGCGUACCAAUGUGUACUGUUGAGCUGAAUAUUGUAUAUUUUCUACAUUCCACCACAUAAGUUCCAAAGACUGAAACAUAAAAUUGCACAUAGCGAACCUUGCAACGGUUAUAUUGUAAUGAUAUAUUUACAGGGUGUGUUUCGUGACGUAUUUAGUUUUUAGCUCGUCAUAAGGCGCUCAUGGUAUAACAUUUUUUCGAUAAGUGUACCAUUUAUUGAAUAUAUAUUAUAAUAUAUACAUACAUAAAUAUAUACACAUCCUGUAAAGUGUAAUAGUUUAUAAGUUACGGUUUAUUUGCCGCCUCGAUCGAAGUAGUUGUCUCAGUCAGCUGCAAUUAAUAGUUUAGCUAGAAUCUCGACACAUCCGUGAUCUGAAAAUAGACGAAUUAGUUUUUUUUUAUUCGAGUUCUUUAAAUCGUAUUUCUUUGUAGACGCUUAUAGCGUACUUGCUUGGGGUUACAAUUUUUUUUUUUUUUACAUAUAAUUAAACCAGUUUUUAGUCACGGAAAAAAUAAUUUAGCUUUUUUUAUCUGUGUUGUGAUACAUUGUUGGCUGCAAGUACAAGUUUGGUUUAAAUAGGCAGCUUGUUCGGUCAGGACUAGCUAUAUAAAUAAUGUUGCCAUUCCAAUUGAAAUGUACAAAAAUAUUUUUAUAUAAUUUUUUUUUUGUUUAUGUAACACUUGUCACGAUUUACGAGAACAAGAUUUUAAAUAACCUUACAGUACAAAAUACCUUAUUGUGUAUAUUAUUCAUUUAUAAAAUAUAUGCUUUACUUAGUAAUUGUAAGAUUUUAUUUUAGGGUCACAUAUUUUCGAGAGAAGAUAACUUUUUUUUUUCUAAAUGGACCAUAAUUAUUUUAGUCUGACAAAGAUGUAUAAUUCUUUUUUUUUAUUUUAUUUUGUAAUACAAGGGUUCUAGGUAUAUUUAAGUGGAUUUUUGUAUGUACCUCAUGUUCGAAAUGACUGUUUAGUUUUGUAAUUUUUUCACCAUUAUCUGGUGUUUUACAGAUGUGACGAGAUUUUAAUGACAAUAUUACAAUUAUAAUUAUAAUAUUCCGAUUCAUCGUGUGAUUUAAAUAUGCUCUCGUUGUAGUAGAAAGAUAUGAUUUUUCUAUAAAUUUAUAGGAUGUAGAGAAAUAUCCAGGCGUGUAUUUACCAGCGUUCAAUGAAGCUUUAAUUUUAGCGAUUCGUCCCAACGUUUUUAAAAUCGAAAAUCGGAACUUAUUGUAGUCAUUAGCUCUCUUCGAUUAAUCGAUAUUUUCGAUGCGAAUAUUCGGUUAGUUGACUGAAACGCGUCGUAAUUAGUUGUGUGUUGGUUUACGUUGAUUAGAUUUACUUUUAGAUGAAAACUUGCGUUAUGCCGUCCCUUAUGUAAUCUCGGUUCCAAUUACGAUAAAACUUCAAUUAUAAAGCUCAAUAUUUUCAUAUCUUAUAAAAUGCCGCCUCUCAUAGUUGUCUAUGAUAUUGUUUUAUAAACCACACUUACGGAGAGCUCAAUGUGAAAUGUUGUGACUGUGUGUGUAGUACCUCUUUUUAGAAUAGGAUUUAUUUGUAUAAUUGUAGUAUAACAAAACGUAAGUGUCUGUUCUACCGCGUUUAUAUCGCAGCGGUUAAUAGGUCUAGUGUUGAUAUAUGAAAAAUUAAAAUUUAUGAAUGUAUUAGACGACAUAAAUUUAAUUUUGAACAAAAAAAAAAAUUGAAAUUAUAUUAUCGUGGUUUGGGUAUUUCUAACCAUUAAUAUUAAGGGGUUAUAAAACUAACAUGUCUUUUCCCUCGUAGGAUUUCUAUCUUUACAUUCCAUUAGUCGUAAGUCUGUAUAAUCAACCUUAUGAGGUGUAAGUAUUUUAUAACAUAUUAGUAUGGAUAUUUAUAUAAGUACUCCUAGAGUAAGUCACUUUAAUUCUAUAUUUUUUAUCGAAGGAGAUUAUUUUUGUUUAUGACCAUUGAAUAAGGAACAUUCCAUACUUUGGUAGCUGUAUUAUUAUUUUAGAGUAUAUAGGAAUAUUUUUUACCAAAUUUUUUAUAUACCAAUGCUCUUAUGUUAUGUGACCAAGGGUGCAGCUAUCAAACCCUCCGUACGAAGUCUUCGCGAGUUACUUUAGAGCCGAUCGCGUCUUUUGUUUAGUUAAUUUUAGGUCUUUUUUUUGUAUCGUUUAAAUGAAUACUCAACAAUACAUAUAUCCAAGUUAGUUUUUCUAAUAUCAAUUAUGUACAAUGUGUCUCGUGUUUAUAAAAUUUCUAUUGAAUGUUGCUAUCAAAUUUAACGAGAAAUAACUUUAGGAAUCAAUUAUUUUUUGUAGGUGACACAUUCUUCACACUUACUAGUCAUAACAUCGCUCAAAUUAAAUAAAAAAAAAAACUGAAUUGCACUCGAUGAAUGACGUUCACAAUUUCUUACGAGAUAGGUAAUAUUUUUUUUACGUUUCAUAUUUGUUUUUGAUUGAUACAUUUAAAGUACAUACGAAAUAAUGAUAAGUGCUCAAAAUAUUUAUAUCUAUUUAAAUUAAUAUUUCCAUGACAAUAUAGAUAUUAUGUAUUAGUGUAUAAGUAAUGAGGUAUAUUCGUAAUUUUCGACGUGUUAAUAUAAAAUAAUUCCACGUUCAAGGAUUGUACUCUCCGGCGUCGAGGCCGAUGACGUUUUUAACAAUAAUAAUAAUAAUAUUCUUAACGAGUUGCGAAUGUGCUUCAUGAUAUGUGUUUUAUUCGUAUAAAGUUAAUUUAAAUUUCCGUCAAUUUGUCGUCUCUCGCCAUAUAAUACGUAAUAAGUGUGUAGUUCUAUAUUUAUCAUGUAUUUCUAACAUUCUCAAAUAGUAUUAAGACUACAUCAAACUGUGUUUAGUCCUUUCGUUUUAUCAAUACCAGGGUAACGGUUAAAAAGGAGCUUUUAACGAAAUUAUAAUACUUAUCGAAACAUUUUUGUAGUGUUAAAAGCGAAUAAUGCCAUUUUGGAAUCUAAUUUUGAAAAGGCAAAACACAUGAGCUCAGGCGAAUCAUUAUGUAUCUAUCCUGAAGACUUAAUGAAUAAUAAUUGAAUUUUUAAACAAGUUGCAAUAUUCCAUUAGUUUUUAAUUUUUAUAUAGAUUUAAGAUUUAGAUCAGAAUAAGUAUAAAAUAGUUCAGCAGUACUUAAAAUUUGCAUUUGUUUUUUCGUUCUUGUACUGUAUUAAAACCAUAGAUAACCCAAAACUUACUCAUCUUGAAGUGACAAAGGCUCCCGUUCUCUCAGAAUAACCGAGUGAUAUUUAUAAUCUCAAAAUAAUGACUUGAUAAUAUAUUAAUAUCUCUCACAGAUUCCUUAUGGUUUUUAAUUGUAUUAUGAAAUGGAGUAUUGCAUCUUCUUUUCUAAUUGACGAAGAAAUUUUUUAAUUUGCCAGUAUUUGUAAAGAUCUGGGCUUUAACGAGGUGCAGUGAUAAAUUUCGUCCCUUUAAGAGAUGGAAUCUCGUAAUGUUAAAGGCUGCUUCUGUGUCAAAUGUGAUAACGUUGGCGUAUAUUGAUGAAAGAAUGUAGGAAGUUUUUGAGGUUUUAUAAAUUUUAUAGGAUACGAUGAAAAAGUUGACUCGUUGCGGUUUUAAAAUUGUCCUGCCAGCAAUUUACGUGUUAGAGCGAGCAUCGGUCAGGUGUCUACUGAUUGCUUAAAUGUAUGAAUAUCAUAAUAUUAAUAUUCAGCUCUGACACUAGAGGGCGUUGGCUUAAGGAAGUGUAUCACGAGGCCAUAGGCCGGGAUAAAGAAGUCUGCAUACGUAAUAUAAAGACCGACGUCGUUUAACAAUAUCAUUUAAUGAAUUGUGAUUGUAAUGAAAAGGUAAAUUUUGUAGGUUGUGGUAUUUUAAAAAUUUAAAUAUACUCAAAGAAAUACCAUCAGGGAGUAUAAAACUCCAAUGUAAUAAAGCUCAAAGCUGAUAAAUCGAAUCGCGAAAAAUAAAAUGCGUCCCUGUGAAGGUGCGCUUGACUUUAUUUUCAUUUUUAGUAUGUAUUCUGUGACUCUGGCCUCAAAAAAGCUGCAUUUAUUCACAUUUCACUUUUUCUAAGUUGUAUUUACAAGCAUUUUAUACAUUAUUUUAUGUACUAUGAACAAAACUUUACAAUAUUUUGUUUUAUAAAAUUAAUCAACAUAGGCAAUCAUGUAAUUUUUCAGAUACGAUAAACUCGAAUUUUCUUUACGAACAAAUGCGAUGCUCUCUACUGUUGUGAUCGUAUAUAUAUAUUUUUUAUUAUUAUAAGAUUAUUGUAUAAAUUUUCUGUGAUGUUUGUCGAUCUGUAAACUGGUAUUAUUUAGUCUGCUAAUUCAAAUAAAAGAUCAAUUAAUGUGCGUUGAUGCGUCUCCCCAAUAUUUGUAGUAUAUUAAGAUCAAUAUAGUAUGAAGGUCAUUUUUCGUAUUCACUUAUAUAUUGUAAAUGUGGUUACUAAUGUCAAAGUAAAUAAAGAUACUGUCGGCGAUUUUAAUUAAUGUUUGAAUAUUAAGACUGGAAUUGUGGAUGACCUUAUAAUGAAACAAUUGAACCCAUCGAGAAAAGAGGAAGACUUAAAAAUAUCAGUGUGUAUUAUGCUUUAUUUGCGUACAGGAUCGACACUCACCUCUAUACAUUCCAACGUUUCGAUGUGUCUGUAUAUCUUGUUUUAUCGAAACUUUUAUACUCGUUUAUACUCAUUAUCAAUUUUUAAU
This is a messenger RNA of Vanessa atalanta (red admiral), 6593 nucleotides long. Its product is annotated as modifier of mdg4-like. Gene Ontology annotation, biological process: regulation of transcription by RNA polymerase II. Gene Ontology annotation, cellular component: nucleus. Lineage: Eukaryota; Metazoa; Arthropoda; Insecta; Lepidoptera; Nymphalidae. The record is from RefSeq and is a predicted model, not a curated record. Gene Ontology annotation, molecular function: protein binding. Bases 255 to 1409 code for a protein of 384 amino acids. The transcript is spliced from 9 exons.